Cherax quadricarinatus is the source of this 8619-nucleotide messenger RNA. The record is from RefSeq and is a predicted model, not a curated record. Lineage: Eukaryota; Metazoa; Arthropoda; Malacostraca; Decapoda; Parastacidae.
CCUACGAGAGGGAGGCGAGAAAGAAGAGUAUGUUGACCCAGCUAUGGAAGGUCGGGUGAGGUCAGAUCUUAGGGCUGCCCACCUCAACUUUGACCCCCUGCAAGGUCAAGAUUCUGGCAGAUAUAGAUGCCGAGUGGACUUCAAGGUGUCACCGACCUUGUUCGCCCUCGUCAACCUUACUGUGUACGUGGUACCAUCUCGCCUGGUGGUACUGGAUCAGAGUAACCGGCCGGUGUCGUCAGGACUCCUGGGACCGCUGAUGGAGGGUCAUCCACUCACACUUCAGUGCGUCGCUACAGGAGGUCGGCCUACACCCGAAGUAACGUGGUGGCGAGGGUCAGUCCUCCUCAGUAACAGCAGCAGCAGUAGCAGCAGCAGCAGUAACAGCCAGCUGCUGAGCCCCGAGGGUUCACCUGGCCGCCUCUCCGCAAGCACCACGCCCACGGGGAUGGGCGUGAAGCAGGUGCGGGCGGAGUUGAGCAUCCCCGCCCUCACAAGAGACUACCUACACGCCAACCUCACUUGCCGGGCCUCCAAUAACAACAUUACUGAACCUCUCUCCACCUCCCUCAACCUCCUUCUCUAUUUAUGGCCCCAGACGGUGGAGAUCAAGACGACAGAGGCACCGCUGGUGGCUGGCCAGCAGACCAGGCUGGAGUGUGUGGCUGUGGGCGGCUACCCUGCUGCCGCCCUCGUCUGGACCCUCACACCUGCCCACGCCACCCACACCACCACCCUCCCCUCCACCUGGCGGCAAGUGGGUGACCAGACAUCGUCCUGGGUGAGGGUGGUGCCAAGUGCUGAAGAUCACCUAGCCGCCCUCACCUGCACCGCCCACAACCCCAACAUCACCACUACCACCCACCCAGGCCUCACCACCACCAUCACCCUUCAUGUUCUCUUCGCGCCGCUGGUGAAGCUUGAGCUGGGGGCCAACCUGGGGUCACUACCCAUCACCGAGGGCAAAGACGUCUACUUCGAGUGCGAGGUCAGAGCCAACCCUCCAGCCAGGGAGGUCAUCUGGAGGAAGGAUGGUGUUCGAGUGAACAACGACCGUAAGGGCGGGGUGCUGGUAUCUGAGAGGAACUUAGUCCUGCAGAUGGUGCGUCGAACCUCAGCUGGUGACUACACCUGCUCCGCCACCAACACCCAGGCUACCACCACCAGCAACACACUCCACCUUAGUAUCAGAUAUUUGCCAGUAUGUGUGGAGGAGGCGCAGACAGUUGCGGUGGCAGAGGGGGAGAACACCCGCCUCUCUUGCAAGGUGGACGCACAACCUGACGAUGACCUCACCUUCACCUGGGUCUUCAACAACACACUCGACACAGUCGAGGUUGAGCAAGAAGGCUUCAGCGUCCUCCCAGGGCUCAGCGUACUCGAUUAUACCCCGAGGUCAGGACGGGACUAUGGGACUCUGUCGUGUUGGGCUACCAAUGAGGUGGGCACGCAGGCGGACCCCUGCAAGUUCACCAUUGUAGAGGCAGGUCCCCCCGAGCCCGUUGGGAACUGCGUGUUGGUGAACUUGACAGUGGGAAGCCUGGAGGUUGGGUGUACCCCUGGUAGUGACGGUGGGCUGCCACAGAGGUUUGUUGCAAGGGUAUACGCCUCGCCCACCCACACCCUGGUGGCCACCCUGCAGGAGGACGCUCCAAGGUUCCACGUAGGAGGACUCACCCCUGGCCAGGACUACCUCAUCACUAUCACCGCCGUCAACGCUAAGGGCGCCAGCCUCCCGGAGGAGAUUGAUGCAGUCCGCCUCAAGGUGGCAGAGAAGAGGAUGGGUGAAGCAAGUGGAGCGACCCUGUCACCGCUGGUGGGUGUGUUCCUGGGUCUGGUGGGUGGCUUCCUGCUGCUGCUGCUGCUGGCUGUUGUUCUCACCCGCACCAGGUCCAACAGAUGCAGAUGCUGGGGCAACAGAGGGAAUACUGAAGAUGUGACUUCCAGUAUGUCUCCCCCGCCCACAACGACCACGGCCGCCCACGCCCACACUCACGCCCCCACCCGUGGCCUUCACGACAACGACGGUGAGAGAGCGGCGCCUGAUGUUCUUAGAACCAUCAAUGAAACAGCUGAGCUCUUGGACACUCACGUAUGUCCGGAAAUCAUACCUACGCGUGUGCCACCUCCGCCUUAUUCUCGCUCGCAGGCAGCACUGGUAGAAUCUCUGCAGGUAGCGCCGCUGUCUGCUGUCGCUACCCCUAGCUCUCCUGCAAGUGGUGGUGGCGGGUCAGGACUUCCUCUGUACAGGGACACAGGUAGCCCCCUUCACCUUCUCCAUGAUGAGAGCUUCGUGUAGGCGUGGCCAUCCCCCGCCCUCACGCCCACCACCACGCCCACCAGUGUUUUAUCCAGAGUGAAGUCGGAUUGAAGCUCUGAGGGGGGAGGUGGUGGUGUGGUGCGCGGGAGGUGCACACCUGCGCCUGUACAGAAGAACGUUGGUAAAGAAGGUGAAGGUUUAUUAGGGUCAGAUGUCUGGCCUUCUGGUGUGUGGGUGGGUGCCAUCCCUGGCCCUCCCUCACCUGCCACACUCGUCUCAUUCACACCGCCUCCUGUGUCGCAUAUGAUGUUUCCAGCAAGCUGGCCAAGCUAAAACAAUUGCAUACACAACCAGUGAUGGCGGCGAGAUGACUACAGGUAGUAGCCAGUGUAAAAACACGAGUAAUUUAUAUAGUCAAGAUAGACGAAUGAGUAUUGUUCAUGAGGCAGUGGUCAGGAGUAAGGCUUAACUAACGUGAUGCUGUGAUAUUGUUUAAGCCUAUAACUGAUGCUUAAAAUUGUGUUUCUGGUAAAUUACAAGGAAUUAAUAAAGUGUUUUGGCAGGCAUAUGCAAAAAGGUUAAAAGGUAUGAUAUAGAACUGUAUAGUUUUGUAUUGGCAAGGUUAUUUAAUGUUUUGUAUGGUUGAUGCCCAUAUGUAUUGUUCAUGGCAUUCGAGGUCACUAAGAACAAGGAUGCAGAUACGCCUGUUUGUCAGGAAAAGCGUGUCAUUUGCAAUGACAUGUUGAGAGGUUUCAUAACCAACUUGUAUUUACCUUCUCCAUCAGUAUAUAACAACCAACUCCAAGCAUUGCCCUCCUAAUGGCACCAUUAAGUUAAUAAAAGCUGAACAAACAGUUCUCAAGAGUCUUUAAUGGGAUACAAAUGAGGUUACCUGCUGGAGUGUGUCUGGUGAGUAGGUAUAAGUGAGGUCACCAGCACGAGUCUAUAGUGAGCAAGUAUGAGCGGGGUUACCUGCUGGAGAAUAUCUAGUAAGAAGAUACAAGGUCACUGCUGGACGGAAUCUAGUGAGCAGGUAUGAGCAAGGUCAGCAUGCUGGACGUGUGCUUCCGACGCAGCUGUGAUAUGGGUACCGUCCAUGUUAGUUGUCUACAUCAUGUAGCAGGAAACUUUGCAUUUCCUGCCACAUUAAUUUUAGCUACUACAUCACUAACAUUUUUUUUCAGUGCUGUUGAUUACCUCAGUGAAACUGUAGAGGAGGCAGCUGCAUUGUAAUUAACACAUAAUGGUGAAAUGUAUUAAAUUACCAAAGUGUGUAACUGGCAGUGUAAUUAACUGGAAGUAAACUAAUUUACCUUUGUUCUCCAACAGUAUAUAACCUUCAAAAUUAAUCUUUUAAUGAAGGUGAUUAUUGACUAUGUAAGCAGUUUUCGUUAGUAAAUUCACUAUGUGAAUGAUGAGUGAUUGCUAAAAAAAGUUAACUAUUUGCAAUGGCUAAAUUUCUGGUGGCAUUGUCUUGUUAGUAUUUGCCACCAAGUGCCUGGUCAGUGUCAUAUGAUCAGUAUGAUCAGGUAUGUCCAGGUAGAAACCAAAACAUUAGAGGCAGUCUAGCUAUGUAUGACUGUAAUUUGUGUGUAUAUAUAUACAUACACAGUACACAAAUACACACAAUACAUAUGCAUACUGUAAUUGUAUUCAUGGGGCAGUGCUAAACCCCUAGGGGAUGUGUACAGUAUAGUACAAAAAACUUAUUUAGAACGUGCAAUUUUGUCUCAUUAAUCAGUUAAUUUGCCAAACACUGAGUGAAUUCAUGGUUGCAGUAAUGCUGCAGAAACCAGUCUAAGCAUAAAGAAACUAAUAUAUUGAUGUUAAAUACAAAUCGCUAAAUUUAGGUUGACCUAAGAUAGGAAAUGUCUUGGUGCUGAAGGGCUCUUUAUCCAAGAAGUUAGAUGUACUCUCACUUUUCUCAGAUCAAACCUGAUUAUUUUCCAUCCCACAUGCUGGAUGACCUACGAGUUUAGCAUCUUCCUCUGAAUAUAAUACCUUAUGUUAAUUUUAGGAAAAUUCAAUGAGGUAGGUAAGGUUGAGGUGCAAAAUUAUUUUUAUACCUUGUUAAUUACCAAGAAUAUAUCUAUCAAUGUACAGGAUAAUUUUCCUUAAAUAUUAUUAUUGGGCAGUUCAGCUGAUUUCACAGACUGCCUUAAAAGCAAUGCUUGUGCACACAAAAUUAUAAAUCGUGUGUGUGUAUCAUAUACAGAUAUUUAUUUUUAUUUAUUAAUUUAUUUUGCUUAAAUGUUACAGCUGGUUCUUUGUAUUGCUGAAGUUGUUUUUGAAUACAAAAUAAACCCAAAGAUAGACGAUGCCAUUUCUCUUCUGCCUUUGGGCUUGGUGAAACUGCUCCAAGAAAGAAUGUAAUGUCUGUCUGUGCUGCUCACUAACACAAUACUACAUGCAGAAAGAAGACUGGUGAUGUAAUAUAGACUGGGAAGACAGAAGCUGAAAAUUUUGAGCAGGAAAAAAUUCAUAAGGUAAGCAGAGUAGGGAAUUAGGGUAAGAUAUAAACAACUAUUGGAGGAUAGAUGGUCUAGUAAGAGUAUAGGCAAUGGGGUCGAAGAUGUAUGGGUUAGGUUUAAAAAUGUAGUGUUAGUGUUCACCAGAAGUUUGUGGUUACAGGAAAGUGUGUGCGGGAGGGAAGAAAAGCGAUUGGUGGAAUGAUAAUGUAAAGAGAGUAGUAAGGGAGAAAAAGUUAGCAUAUGAGAGAUUUUUUACAAAACAGAAGUGAUGCAGGGUGGAAAGAGUAUGUGGAGAGAAAGAGAGUGGUGCAGCAAUGUAAAAAGAGAGCAAAUGAGAGACUGGGUGAGAUGUUAUCAACAAAUUUUGUUGAAAAUAAGAAAAAAGUUUUGGAGUGAGAUUAAUAAGUUGAGGAAGCCUAGGGAACAAGUGGAUGUGUCAAUUAAAAAUAGGAGAGGAGAGUUAUUAAAUGGAAAGUUAGAGGUAUUGGGAAGAUGGAGGUAAUAUUUUGAGGAAUUGUUAAAUGUGAUGAAGAUUGGGAAGCUGUGAUUUCGUGUAAGAAAACCCUUACUGUCGCUCAUUCAGUCAGUCUUGCCAGAAGGGCACUGACAUCCCUGUUCAGGUGACUCUCAAAACCACAUCAUCUCCACCCCUCCUCAAGGGUGAGGCACAUAGUUCCUUGUAGAUACAGUACAUUCAUUUGAAUGUUUAUCAAAACUGUCUUAAAUUUCAACCAAAGCAAUAUUUACAUAAUUUUUUAACAUUUGUGAAAAGUAAUUGAUAAAACUAAUAAUUCCUUAAUUUUUUUUCAACAAGUCGGCCGUCUCCCACCGAGGCAGGGUGACCCAAAAAGAAAGAAAAUCCCCAAAAAGAAAAUACUUUCAUCAUCAUUCAACACUUUCGCUUUACUCACACAUAACCACUGUCUUUGCAGAGGUGCUCAGAAUACAACAGUUUAGAAGCAUAUACGUAUAAAGAUACACAACAUAUCCCUCCAAAUUGCCAAUAUUCCAAACCCCUCCUUUAAAGUACAGGCAUUGUACUUCCCAUUUCCAGGACUCAAGUCCGGCUAUAUAAAAAUAACCAGUUUCCCUGAAUCCCUUCACUAAAUAUUACCCUGCUCACAUUCCAACAGCUCGUCAGGUCCCAAAUACCAUUCGUUUCCAGUCACUCCUAUCUAACACGCUCGCGCACGCUUGCUGGAAGUCCAACCCCCUCGCCUACGAAACCUCCUUUACACCCUCCCUCCAACCUUUUCGAGGACGACCCCUACCCCGCCUUCCUUCCCCUACAGAUUUAUACGCUCUCCAUGUCAUUCUACUUUGAUCCAUUCUCUCUAAAUAACCAAACCACCUCAACAACCCCUCUUCAGCCCUCUGACCAAUACUUUUAUUAACUCCACACCUUCUCCUAAUUUCCACACUCCGAAUUUUCUGCCUAAUAUUUACACCACACAGGACAUCUCCACUGCCUCCAACCGCCUCCUCGCUGCAACAUUUACAACCCAAGCUUCACACCCAUAUAAGAGUGUUGGUACUACUAUACUUUCAUACAUUCCCUUCUUUGCCUCCUUGGAUAACUUUUGUCUCCACAGAUACCUCAACUCGCCACUCGCCUUUUUUCCCUCAUCAAUUCUGUGGUUAACUUCAUCCUUCAUAAACCCAUCUGCUGACAAGUCAACUCCCAAGUAUUUGAAAACAUUCACUUCUUCCAUACUCCCUCUCUCCAAUUUGAUAUCCAAUUUUUCUUUAUCUAAAUCAUUUGAUACCCUCAUCACCUUACUCUUAUCUAUGUUCACUUUCAACUUUCUACCUUUACACACACUCUCAAACUCAUCCACUAACCUUUGUAAUUUUUCUUUUGAUUAGAAUCUCCCAUAAGCACAGUAUCAUCAGCAAAAAGUAACUGUGUUGAUUUCCCAUAAUUUAAUCCCACCCCUCUCCUGAACACCCUAGCAUUUACUUAUUUUACAACCCCAUGGUGACAUUAUACAUCCCUGUCUAAGACCUACUUUUACCGGGAAGUAAUCUCCCUCUCUCCUACACACCCUAACCUGAGCCUCACUAUCCUCUUAAAAACUCUUUACAGUAUUUAGUAACUUACUACUUGCAACAUCUGCCACAUUGCUCCCCUAUCCAUUCUAUCAUGCCUUUUCUAAAUCCGUUAAAUGCAAUUUAAACUUCCCUACGUUUAUCUAAAUACUGUUCACAUACAUGCUUCCAUGUAAACACUUGAUCUACACAUCCCCUACCCACUCUAAAACCUCCUUGCUCAUCUGCAAUCCUACUCUCUGUCUUACCUCUAAUUCUUUCAAUAAUAACCCUACCGUACACUUUUCCUGGUAUACUCAGUAAACUACUACUACUAUAAUUUUUACAAUCUCUUUUGUUCCCCUUCCCCUUAUAUAAAGGAAAUAUACAUGUUCUCUGCCAAUCCCUAAGUACCUUCCCCUCUUUCAUACAUUUAUUAAAUAAAAAUUCCAACCACUCCAACACUGUAUCCCCCCUGCUUUUAACAUGUCAUGAUCCUGUCAAUUCCAGCUGCUUUACCAACUUUCAAUUUUAUCAACUUCAGUUUUAAGAGAAAAAUACAAAUUUCUUCAUUUUCAGUACUGAUAGGGCAUGUCAGAAAGGUAAGGAUCAGGAAUACUAGAGCUCACCUGAAAAUUAAGAGGCAGGUGAAUCAUAGGAAUGUUAGGAAACAUUUUUUUUUUUUACUGGCCUCAUUUUUUUUAAGAAAAAAGUGAGGAUGCAUUCCUAGAUUUUCCUGUCUUACAUUGACAGUUGAAUCAUGUAUGACCCUGUCUCGUCUAUUUUCCCAUAGGUUAGUACAAACUUGUCUGGCACUUCUGGCUGAAAAUUAGUACUUUCCAUGGUGGAUCAUCCACUGAACUAAUCCCCCUAGUUGUACUUAAGCCAGAAGAUGCUUCAUUUCUUUGUAGUUAGAAGUUUUUGCAGUUUAAAUUGAAAAUCAGAAUAUAGUUGUGCUUGUAUAAACCACCAGAUGCAACUUUCCAGCAGUUCAAAGACCAGCUUUGGAAAUUGAAUACUGUCUUGAAAAGCUAUCAAACCCAACCCCCAAAAAUGGGACUCAAAGUGAGCAAAAUUGCCAAUGCACAGAUUGCACCCAGACUGCUAACUUUGGGCCUGUGUAAUUCCAUAAAUUUUCCAUCAAAUUUCAUACUUCUGGUGCCAUUACCUUCAGAAAAAGAAUCUACCAUUUCAGAUUUUUUUUUAGGGGGGGGGAUGUGGAUACUAAGAGCAAUAUUAAUUUUAGGGGUCUGGACAGUGAAGGGGUUAAACAUCUAAAUAAUUAUAUCAGUAACUGACACCCAGUAUGCGUUUUUAUACAAACACAGGGGAAGGGGAAAGGAGUUAAACCUGUAUCACAUUUACUGGAAAGCAUUAAACCCAUGGGGGUCUUGCAGGGCUUGAGGAAUGAGAGGUAAUCAGGUUUGAUCCAAGGAAGGGUAAUGCCAGUAUCUUGACUUAUUCUCUUGUGUUCAUUAUUUUAAGAUGUUGCAACUAUUUCCAUUGAAAAUACAUUCAGCUGCAGGUACCAGUCAAUAUGUUCAGUGAUUAAUUUGGCAUGCCAGGAGCUGUCCACUUCCAGCAUUAAAAUUGAAUCAAAUUUCUGCAUGUAGAAUUCGUUUCCCAUUUCUUGUUUUAAACACCUUGAUAAGCCGUCUGAUUGCCCCCUCUGCAAGCCCCACUCUUCACCACUAUAUAUAACUGAAACUGAUAUAUCACCCCUACUUUCACUAUUUAUAAUUAUGGGGAAGCACUAAAUCCAUACUUUUCUCUUUAGCACAUGAAUAAUAAUUAUAAUAAUCAAAAAGAAGUGCUAAACCCAGGGUCAUACAGCUCUGUAGCACAUGAAUAAACCUUCAU